Messenger RNA from Harmonia axyridis, 1336 nucleotides. Its product is annotated as endonuclease G, mitochondrial-like. The record is from RefSeq and is a predicted model, not a curated record. Bases 49 to 966 code for a protein of 305 amino acids. NCBI's taxonomy places the organism in Eukaryota, Metazoa, Arthropoda, Insecta, Coleoptera, Coccinellidae. Gene Ontology annotation, molecular function: metal ion binding; single-stranded DNA endonuclease activity; RNA endonuclease activity. Gene Ontology annotation, cellular component: mitochondrial inner membrane; nucleus. Gene Ontology annotation, biological process: apoptotic DNA fragmentation. The transcript is spliced from 4 exons.
CAAACAAACAUAACCUAUUUGUUACGCCGGAAUAUAACAAAUUUUAUUAUGGCUAGACUAAUGUUUAAAAAAUUUAUAUUCACAAGUGGCUUCGGCGUCAGUUGCUUCUGUGGUGGUAUUUAUUUUCAGCGAAAGUUCAUCACCAAUGAUAUACAAAAAUAUCCCGCUCUUCCAAUAUUUGGGACUGUAUCAGCUGCAACACCAUUUACUCCUCAAAUAUCAGACACAAAAACAUCAAUGGCGAAUAGGAUAUCUCAGAUAAUGAAAUACGGAUUUCCAAGUCUAGAUAAUGUUCGAUCAUUCGAGGAUUAUGUUCUGAGCUACGAUCGAAGGAAUAAGGUAGCUCACUGGGUAUUCGAACACUUAACUCCUGAAACUGUUAAGAGAAACUCGGAUGUUGAUAGAUCUAAAUGUGAAUUCAAGCCUGACGAGAGUAUUCAUCCAUUCUUUAGGUCUCAAAAUUCCGAUUAUAAGGGUUCUGGUUAUGAUAGGGGACAUUUAGCAGCUGCUGGAAACCAUAAGGCGCAUCAGAAACAUGUUGAAGAAACUUUUUUUCUAUCUAAUAUUGCUCCUCAAGUAGCUGUCGGAUUCAACAGAGACUAUUGGAAUAGUUUAGAGAAAUACGUUAGAAAAAUGACCAAAGUUUAUAAGAAUGUUUACUGCUGUACCGGACCUUUGUAUCUCCCAAAAAAGGGAUCUGAUGGAAAGAAUUAUGUGAAUUAUGAAGUAAUUGGAAAAAAUUUUGUUGCUGUUCCCACUCAUUUCUACAAGGUUAUUGUUGGGGAAACUGAUAAUGGACAAUUGCAUAUGGAGUCAUAUUGUUUGCCAAAUGCCCCCAUAAGUUCAGAUACUCCACUAACAUCUUUCAUGGUCCCUCCAGAAUCCAUAGAGAGAGCUUCAGGCUUAUUAUUUUUUGAUAAUGUGAGUCGAGGUAAACUUCACAAAAUAAAUGGUAAGAGUAACUGAAUUCAAUAUUCUGCUCAAGGCUGACUUUUGAAGAAUGAAAUCUAUGAAAAAAUAUUGGUUUUAAAAGGUGAAGGUUGAAAUGGAAAAUCUCAAAAAAUUUGUGAUACUGACUACUCAAAAUAUACAUAAUAAUUUUUAAUAAAAAAAUAUGUGUGAUCAAAUGCAAAUGCAUCAAAUGAAAAUACAUUCAUUGUUCUUGUUUUGUAUUGUGUUGUCUUUGUCUAUAAAAAAUGUUUUUUCAAAUAAUAUAGUAAUUUUUAAUGAAAAGAACUUUAUUGUCAAAUGAGAAUAUAUUGUUCUUGUUUUAUAUUUUGUUGUAUCUGUUGAUUGAAAAUUUGGUUUUUCUAAAUAUAUACACAUAUCAAUGUUU